This is a messenger RNA of Xyrauchen texanus (razorback sucker), 6565 nucleotides long. It is a transcript of the gene adamts18, whose product is annotated as ADAM metallopeptidase with thrombospondin type 1 motif, 18. The coding region runs from base 1 to 3888 and encodes 1295 amino acids. Gene Ontology annotation, biological process: extracellular matrix organization; proteolysis. Gene Ontology annotation, cellular component: extracellular matrix. Gene Ontology annotation, molecular function: metalloendopeptidase activity. NCBI's taxonomy places the organism in Eukaryota, Metazoa, Chordata, Actinopteri, Cypriniformes, Catostomidae. The transcript is spliced from 25 exons. The record is from RefSeq and is a predicted model, not a curated record.
AUGGCUAUGUACCACUACCCCCGGCUUGGUCUCGAUGUGGUGCUGGAUGAGGACCCUCCUCCCAAGCUCCUCACGGAUGACGUGAAGCACCCAAUGCAGGCGCCACCCAUGCAGCAGCUCGAAUGGAGAAAAGCCGUAAUUUUAAUGGCCAGCUCAGUCACCCCUCUUAAUCUUAAAGUUCAGAAUGGCUCCAUCAGCAUUCUACUCAGGCCUGCUCCUGGUGUGAUCAAAGGCAAGCUUUAUCCUCCAGAGAGUUUGCAGGCUCUGCAGUUCUGUUGCUUCCACUCUGUGACAUCAGUGUCAGUCUCAUUUACCGGUGAUACCGGCGGCCUCUAUCACGAUUACGAUUUUGUUACGCCAGUGGAAGUGGACUCACUUGGAGGAUACAUUUCCCAUGAUGUGUCAAGGCAUAGACGGAGCAGGAGGUCUCUGUCAGAAGCUGGUGGUCUUGUGCACUAUCAUGUCUCUGCAUUUGGCAAGGAAUUACACCUCGACCUACAGCCAUCCCAUGUGCUGGCAGAGGGGUUUACCAUACAAACACUGGGUGCAAAUGACAUCAGCACAGCAACCCUGAACCCUGCCAUUCAUAACUGUCUCUACCAGGGUUCCAUACGCAACCAUUCUGAAUCCUCUGUGGCUAUAUCCACCUGCACAGGUCUGUCAGGUCUGAUCCGCUUCUCAGACAAGGAGCUUUUCAUCACUCCACUACCGCAGCAUUUAGCUUUAAGACACAACUACAGUGCCCCCUCUGGACAUCACCCACAUAUCAUCUACAAGCGAUCAGCUGAACGCAGAGUCCAUGCUGAAAAGUAUGACUGGACCAGCAGCUUUCAAUCAAACAACCCCUAUGAGGACCAUCAUCAUCGCCGUCACCAUCAUCACCAUGACUACCAGCAUGGAAAACUUCAGAGACAACAUUUCUGUGGACGCCGCAAGCAAUAUACACCCAAGCCUCCUACGGAGGAUCACUUUGUCAUGCCUGAUGAGUUUGAACAGCAAAGACGGGUGAAGCGCUCACAGUUUACAUCUAACAAAGAGAGGGGCCUGAAUGUGGAAACUCUGGUGGUGGCAGACAGGAAGAUGCUGGAGAAACACGGCAGAGAGAAUGUCACUACCUAUGUCCUGACUGUCAUGAAUAUGGUUUCCAGUCUUUUCAAAGAUGGAACUAUUGGAACUGAUAUCAACAUUGUUGUGGUCAGCCUCCUUCUACUUGAGAAAGAUCCGCUGGGCCUGUCUAUCAACCACCAUGCAGACCAAUCACUCAACAGCUUCUGCCAGUGGCAAUCAGGCCUUAUAGGAAAAAAUGGCAAGCGUCACGAUCAUGCUAUACUUUUGACGGGGCUGGACAUCUGCUCUUGGAAGAAUGAACCGUGUGACACCUUGGGUUUUGCUCCGAUUAGUGGGAUGUGUAGCAAAUACCGUAGCUGCACAAUAAAUGAAGACACAGGGCUGGGCCUCGCUUUCACCAUCGCUCAUGAGUCAGGACACAAUUUUGGAAUGAUCCAUGACGGAGAGGGGAAUCCCUGUCGGAAGACCGAAGGGAACAUAAUGUCUCCUACACUGGCCGGCAAUAAUGGUGUUUUCUCCUGGUCUGACUGUAGUCGACAAUACCUCAACCGAUUUUUGGGUACAGCUCAGGCUUCAUGUCUAGUGGAUGAGCCCAAACAAAUAGGUCAGUACAAGUACCCUGAGCAGCUUCCAGGUCAGCUGUAUGAUGCGGACAUACAGUGCAAAUGGCAGUUCGGCUCCAAUGCCAAACUCUGCAGCCUGGACAUUGUAAAGGAGAUCUGUAAAUCAUUGUGGUGCCACAGGACAGGGCACCGGUGUGAGACCAAGUUCAUGCCUGCUGCCGAGGGCACCAUCUGCGGACCAGACAUGUGGUGCCGGAGAGGACAGUGUGUUAAGUAUGGUGACAAUGGUCCUAGAGCCGUGCAUGGCCAGUGGUCUGGCUGGUCAGAGUGGUCUGACUGUUCACGUACCUGUGGUGGAGGGGUCAUGCAUCGAGAGCGAUCCUGCAACAGCCCCAGCCCACAGCACAAUGGCAAAUUCUGCCAAGGCCCCAGUCGACUGCACCAGCUGUGUAACACCAAGCCAUGCCAGCCCAAUGGAUUGGACUUCCGAACUCAGCAGUGCGCCGAGUACAACAGCAAACCCUUCAGGGGAUGGUACUACAAAUGGAAGCCAUACACCAAAGUGGAAGAAGAGGACAUCUGCAAGCUGUACUGCAUUGCUGAGGACUUUGAUUUUUUCUUCGCUCUGUCCAGCAAAGUCAAGGAUGGGACAUCUUGCUCUGAUUUCCAAGGAGGCGUGUGCAUCGAUGGAAUAUGUAAGCUGGUGGGCUGUGACCAGGUGUUGGGUUCAAAGGCCACUCUGGAUGCAUGUGGGGUGUGUAAAGGAGACAACACUACCUGCAAAUUCUACACUGGCCAGUACAUCCUCCAGCACAGAGCCAAUGAGUAUUACCCUGUUGUUCUGAUUCCUGCUGGAGCAAGGAGCAUCAGGGUACAGGAAAUGGAGAUCUCUACCAGUUACCUAGCUGUCCGCAGCCUGAAACGGGGCACCUACUACCUGACGGGAGAUUGGACGGUGGACUGGCCAGGCAUUUUCCAGUUCGCCGGCACCACCUUUAACUAUCAGCACUCUUUCAACCGGCCUGAGAGUCUGUACGCCGUCGGCCCCACUAAUGAGACCCUGCUCUUUGAAAUUCUUCUUCAGGGGAAAAAUCCUGGUGUAUCAUGGGAAUAUACUUUACCCCAUCCACAGACGAAGCACAACUACACCUGGUCUGUAGUGCGUUCUGAUUGUUCGGCACCUUGUGCUGGGGGUCGUGUCUCGACGAAGACCAUUUGUCUGCAGGAUCAACAAACGCAGGUCAACUCUUCACUCUGUAACCCUCAGACCAGACCUGUGGUGGGCUCCCACCUGUGUAACACACAGUCCUGCCCUGCCUACUGGAUGGCAGGUAAAUGGGGAGUUUGCAGCAGAACAUGUGGUGGUGGAAAGCAGACACGAAACAUCCGCUGCAUGAGAAAGGUGACGUACCAGCGCGAGGAGGUGGCUGCUCACUCCUUAUGUCCGGUAAUCGCUCUGGCCCAGCUUCAGCCCUGCAACACACAGCCAUGUCCUCCAGAGUGGAGCACUGGCUCCUGGUCACAGUGCUCUAAGACCUGUGGGCGUGGGCUGAAGAAGCGCAGUGUUUUCUGCAGGAGCACUGAUCCAGGUGACAGGGCUGUGGUGGUGCCUGACAGCAUGUGUAAAUUACACCUGAAGCCCAAAGCCCAAGAGACCUGUGUGCUCAGCCGCUGCCCCAAGAAUGAGCAUCUUCAGUGGAUAACUACUGCCUGGGGAGAGUGUUCCACCUCCUGUGGGGCAGGAGUAAGAAGAAGGGAGCUGCACUGUGGGGAGAAAGACUCCCAAGGAGGCUACACAGAAUUCCCCAUGAGGAGGUGCAGGAACCUACACAAACCCCAAACAGACCUUGAGCAAGCUUGUAAUAACAGCCCAUGCCCAGAACCUAAACCACAGCUCAUCCAGCCAAGCCCAGACAAGAGCGGCUCCUCUGUGACUCUGGGCUGGUACUCAUCUCCUUGGUUGCAGUGCACGGUAUCUUGUGGUGGAGGAGUGCAGACACGUAGCAUUCAGUGUCUGAGACAAGGCCGUCAGUCAGUAGGCUGUUUAAAUAACCAGAGACCCAUAAGCUCACGAGCAUGCAAUACACACUUCUGUCCUGCUCCAGCCCCAGUAGCUCCUCCUUCACCCACACAUAAAGAAGACCAGCCUUGCAUCGACUUCUUCAGCUGGUGUCAACUGGUGCCUCAGCAUGGUGUUUGCAAUCACAAAUUCUACGGUCAACAAUGCUGCAAGUCCUGUUACACCAAAAGACAAUAAAGUAGAACAUUUUCACUUUGCAUGAGCCUCCCCACUGACUAAGAGGUUUGUAAUAAUAAUGAUAAAAAUGACCACUAUGGACAAAAUAGAUUUUUUGCGAGAUGUGGCAAAGAGGCGUUCCACAGGACCAUGUUCCUAGACUGAUGAGAGACUAUAAUUAUGAGAGACUGGAAUCAGAGGAACUUAAGCUUUGUUCAUUGGAAAGCUACUCCUGAAUCUGGAUUCUUCAGUGGCGUACCAUAACUGGAACUGCAGAACAUUCAUAUUGUAAAUAUAUUUCUUUCAUUUGAUGCAACCAUCAGCCUAAGCCAUUAAGAACUCCAGGAAUUUGUUUAUAAGUUCAUAUAUGAAGAGAACCAGAUUAACAUUGGAGUUACUCUGGUUAAUGUUUUGAGUCUGAAGUACUGUAGAAUUAGUGUUUGCUUUUUGAGCUCCAAUAAACCCAAGAAACUUUAUCUUUACACGCAGAUCUGGACAUUUCUGCAGCAUGAAACUGAAACACCACAUCCUCAACUUGUAAUAAUUAAAAGGGAUAGUUCAUCCCAAAAUUAAAAUUAUGUAUUUAUUUACUCACCAACAUGUUCUUUCAAACUCAUAUGACUUAAUUUAUUCUGUGAACAAACAUAUAUGUAGAACAGCAAGGCCUCUGCAUACUUCUGCAAACGAACGGGUGUGACAUAAUUUAGAACAAACUGGCCAAAAGGUGUUUUGAGAUUGUUUUAGUGGUAUUUUGCCCAUUAACACUUUUUUAUGCACUCAUAUUUGCAGUGGUAUCUAUGUAAUCAUAAAUGACAAUAACAGAGUGUAAUAGGUGCAUAUUAUGGCCAUGUAUUGCGCGUUAGCUCAACAGGUCCAUGAAUUCAGAAUGUAAACAAGGCCAAUUAAACAUUAUCGACUGAAUAUAUAUUACUUUAAAUCAUCAUUGAGUGGAUAGAACAGCUUUUUUACUGAUAUAUUGUGAAUUCUACUCAGAAUGAUGCAUAUAGUCAUUGAUAACACAUUUUAAUGUCACAUUAUUGAAGGUUUUACUGAGUGUCUUCAUAUUUAAUUGUACAUCUUAAUGCCUCCCACAGCGGUGUGGCAGGUGUCUGAAUGGUUACAAACAGUAUACCAUUUCUCGGCUGUUUUUAAAUUCUUUUUACCCUUGAAUGAAGAACUUUUCUGUAAGUGUGCUGAGGUCACUAUUCACUGUCAUUGCAUCUUUUUUCCACACAAUGAAAGUGAAUGAGACUUAUAUUCUGCCUACUUUUGUGUUUCAACGUGAACAACAUGAUGGUGAGUAAAUUAUGACAAUUGUAAUUUUUGGGCGAACUAGCACUUUAAUAUAGUACUAAUUGCUAUACAUGACUUAAACAGUGAAUCUGUGUUUUUGGUAUAAUAAUAAGUGCAUUGCACAUUUUCAUUCCAAACUGAUCAGUGGUGUGACCUUGUGUUUUUCCCCAAACCACUUACGAAACCACACAAUUGUACAUAUUUAGAGUUGUCUUUAGUAAAAAUUUUUUUUUAAUGUUUACAAACUCUACUACAGUAGAGCAUCGUUUCCACAUCUUCACCAGGAUACCGAUUUGAAAAGACAUUAACAUGCUCAUUUUAUCUCAGUGAAACUUGUCCAACCUGGUAUACUCUACUGUAAGGAGUCACUACCCCAUCUGCUCAUCACAGAAGACUAAAAGAGACAAGAUGGAUUUAUGUUUAAUGAAGAUCAGUACUUCUGCUGAAAUAUGUAGUGGAGCCAUUGUGUGUGUGUGAGUGCCUGUAUGCGUUCGCGUAUGUGUGUGUAAUGUUUGUGCAGUUCAUGCAGUGCUAUCUCCCAUGUGUAAGUGUGAGGGCUGAGCUUGUCCUAGAUGUGUGUCAGUGAGAGUCGAGUAGAUUGCUCUCAGUUACUUUUGGGGGACCAAUUAGUGUGCAGGAGUGAGUGUCAUGUUCAGGACGAGGAGCGGCUAACAAACCCAAACCCCUUUGGACUUGGGACCUCAUCUCUGUUUACUUUUUAGUGCUCUGUGUCUCGUUGUUUCACUCUGUCUUUCUCUCCCUCCCUACCUCUGCUGUUUUAUACAUGCCCAGGGCUUGUGCUUGGCAGAAAAGUAGAUCUACACCUACUCAUGUCUCACCUUUGUAAGCUUUGCACAGAGUUCAGGUAGGCUGGGGCAGAGCCCUUCUCAGGCUAGCAGUGCUCUAACAGUAAACAUUGGAGCAGAUGGCACAUGAAGUAUAGCACCAGUUCUAAUACUGUCUAAGUUUCAUUUUACACACUUCAUUACCAAUCCUCUAUCCCUUUGAAGAGGUAUUUGCAUGUAAUAAUGAGUUCAAAAGGUCAAAGUAGAUGUUGCACUGCAAGAUGCUCUAUUCUCAUUUGUUUACCUGUAACAUUUUAAAGGGUACAUUUAAAGUUUAUUUCUAGUCAUAUAACUUUAUUUUCCAAACCUCUGGAUCUCUGAAAAAUGAACUCUUGGUUCCCUGUGUUACAUUGGUUCCUUUCGCAACUUUGAAAGUGUUCCUAAGUUGACUAUGUGUAUGUUGUUCAAAUAAUGAGUCAUUUUGCAAUGUCUUUCAUAAUUGCCUGAACUGAAAAUGUGUGUAAUUUAUUACAAUGUCACAAUAGUUCCUGGGCUACAGUCUCUUUGGGGGGAGCUACCUGUAUAAUAGCACACUAUAAGUGUAUUAUUUAAUAUUUUCA